AUGGUGGGGGUUUCUAAUGCAGAAUAUUUGUUCAAAUUCCUUGUAAUCGGAAGCGCAGGAACAGGCAAAUCGAGCCUCCUUAAUAACUUUAUUGGAAAUAAGUUCAAAGAAGAUAGAUGUCACACCAUAGGAGUGGAAUUUGGUUCUAAAAUUGUUAAUAUUGGUGGUAAAUCGACUAAACUCCAAAUAUGGGAUACAGCAGGUCAAGAAAGGUUCCGUUCAGUGACACGCUCGUACUACAGGGGAGCUGCAGGAGCAUUGCUUGUGUAUGAUAUUACAUCUCGAGACUCAUUCAAUGCUCUCUCUAACUGGCUAAGAGAUGCAUGCACCCUGGCUAGUCCCAAUAUAGUAAUAUUAUUGGUUGGAAAUAAAAAGGAUUUGGAAGAAUCUAGAGAGGUCACAUUUUCAGAGGCUAGCCAAUUUGCACAAGAUAAUGAGUUGAUGUUCCUCGAAACCAGUGCAAAAACUGGUGAGAAUGUAGAAGAAGCAUUCUUGAAGUGCUCAAAGACAAUACUUGCUAAAAUAGAGACGGGAGAGUUAGAUCCAGAGAGGAUAGGGUCUGGUAUACAGUAUGGAACAGGCACUUCCAAGAGAUUGGCUGCACCAAAGAGACCAGCAAGGACACCAUCAGAUUGUGCAUGCCGUGUCUAAAUCUAAAUUAUUUAGCCCUUUUCAUGCAGCUUGACUGAUUAACAUUUUAUUUAACUAUACUAUAUAAAGUGAUACUUAUAAUGUUGAAAAUUGUCUAAUAUCGACCCAGUUUAUAUGAAUUAAUCUUGAAAACAUUCAGGAUUGUAAAUGAAGUUGACUAUCAUUGAAGAUAAGAAAUUAAAUUUAUUUACAGGUAUAUAAUGCCAUUAUGUUCAACAUUUAUAACUUGAACACAAAAUUUAAUUAGAUUAGUGUAUUCUAUCAUGAUGAUCAAGCUAAACUUUUAUUACUGAUAAUGGUAUAAAUUUCAGAUUUAGAAAAAAAUCAUUCUCAUUUCUCAUAAGUGCUAAAUGCACUAUGAUAUAAUUAGAAAUAAUAAUUGAGUAUUGUUUAAGAGCAAAUGAAUAGCAGUUUAAUUUACAACAUUAUGUUCAAGAUCAACAUGUGUAAGGUAAUUUAUGUUUCUUUAUAAACCAAAUAUAUAUUUGUAUUUAUACACAGUUAGAAAGGGUUACUUUAUAUCAUGUUUAAUAUUUUAGUUUUUUCGGAUGCAAUGUAAUAUUCUGAUAAUGCUUAAUGGAUAGGUGUAGAAAGUGAAUUAAAAAUUCAAUCAUAAUUAUUGUCUAUAAAUCUGUAUCGAUAAGGCAUAAGGAAUCUCGAAAUUAUCCCUCCUGUAUAUUAUAUUUAUAAUGGUUACAUAUUUAUUUAAGUGUUUAUUUGAUUAAGUAAAAAAUAUUAUUGCUUUUGUAAUUAAGUAACAAUUUCGUUUUAUGUGGACACUUUCUUUUGACCAAAUAAAAAUUAAAGAUUGAAGAAUUAAUUGGUAAAUGUGAACACUAUUAUUUUAAAAGUAAUCUAUAAGUACAUAUUCACUUUUCUCUAAUUUAGUGCACAAUUGUAAGUGUGUUGAUUGUGACAAUAAAGCGAAGUAAACAUCACAUUGUUUUCUA
This is a messenger RNA of Zerene cesonia (dogface butterfly), 1601 nucleotides long. RefSeq names its product ras-related protein Rab-4B-like (gene Rab4). Gene Ontology annotation, molecular function: GTP binding; GTPase activity. Gene Ontology annotation, cellular component: endosome. The transcript is spliced from 4 exons. Gene Ontology annotation, biological process: Rab protein signal transduction; regulation of endocytosis. NCBI's taxonomy places the organism in Eukaryota, Metazoa, Arthropoda, Insecta, Lepidoptera, Pieridae. The record is from RefSeq and is a predicted model, not a curated record. The coding region runs from base 1 to 651 and encodes 216 amino acids.